Molecule: messenger RNA, 639 nt
Organism: Anisakis simplex (herring worm)
Lineage: Eukaryota; Metazoa; Nematoda; Chromadorea; Rhabditida; Anisakidae
Source: the annotation of a GenBank genome assembly
AUGGAAGAGGAGCAACUCAAAAAAGCCCAACAAGAAGAGAAGCAAGCUCGCCAUAAACAUGGUGCAAAAGCAGAUAAAAAGGAGGGGAAGCGGAAAAAAGAAAAAGAGAAGAAGUCGAAAAAGCACAAGAAAAAGAAGAAAAAGAAAUCAAAAUCAUCUGGUGAAAGUAGUGAAGCAGAAUGGGUGGAAGUGACAAAAGAAAUGAGAGAAGCUGAAGCGGCUAAAGAGAAAUUAGAAGAGGCGUCAAUGGUGGGUCCAGCGAUACCUGAAUAUUUACUGCAGAAAGAAGCUGCUCUUACCGAUGAUCACACCAAACAUGUCAAUUACGGAAAAGAUAUGUUGCGAGGAGAAGCGGCCGCAAUGGCAGCGUACAUAGCGCAAGGUAAACGUAUUCCUCGUAGAGGUGAAAUCGGUUUAUCGUCAACAGAGAUAACUGAAUUCGAGAAGAUUGGAUAUGUGAUGAGUGGAACUCGACAUAAGAGUAUGGAGGCGACUCGACUCAGAAAAGAGAAUCAGGUAAUGACAGCCGAGGAGAAACGGUUAUUGAGUGGAUUCACUCACGAUGAACGCAAGAAGAAAGAGGAAAUUGUUUUGCAGCAGUUCAAAAGUUUCAUUGAGUCGAAGAAAACAAAAAAUUGA